Messenger RNA from Trichobilharzia regenti, 686 nucleotides. The record is from the annotation of a GenBank genome assembly. NCBI's taxonomy places the organism in Eukaryota, Metazoa, Platyhelminthes, Trematoda, Strigeidida, Schistosomatidae.
UAUUAGACGAAAACUUACAAGACUAAAUCACCAAAGUUACUUUCAUCAUUAUUUUAUCGUUUUCUUUUUCAAUUAAUUAAUACUGUUUGCAUUAGACUUACACAUCAAAACAAAUAUAACAGAAAAAAUAACUGACUAUAUAAGCAAGCAACUUAAAUUAAUGAAAACACUUUUACGGUUAUUUUAUUUCAAAAUACUCAUUGACGAGAAAUGACCACUUACUGCCGACUUGGAUGCGUAUACAUCACUCUAAUUCUACUGAAUGCAAUUAUUCAAAGUGUUUCAGGCAGUGGUUUAUUUGAAGACGAUGAGGUAGUAGUAACGACAACAAUGAGAACUACAACCAAAAGUUCUGCAAGUUCCCUGAGCAUGUCCUGGUUUGCUUUCACCUUAAUUGGUCUGACAGUUUUUGACAUGCUACAUAUACAUUUGAAAAGGAUUAUUUCUUAAUAUGCUAAAUAAUUGCAAAAACUAUCCUUCACCUUACAUCAGAAUGCACUUCUCUUUGUGCGCGUGCAUCUGUGCAUAUGCAUUAAGCGCCUUUUUAUUGCGGUUUUAUGUAGACCCAGUCUGUAUUAUUGGUUAUCGUUGUGUUUAAAAUUAUUUCAAACAACAGCGGUGUACAAUAUACUUAUUACGUAAAAUGUUUCUUUUACUAUUUGUGAGAUUACUGGUCACAUACAGAG